Cololabis saira (Pacific saury) is the source of this 3873-nucleotide messenger RNA. RefSeq names its product protein mono-ADP-ribosyltransferase PARP10-like. The transcript has 11 exons. The record is from RefSeq and is a predicted model, not a curated record. Gene Ontology annotation, cellular component: cytoplasm; nucleus. Gene Ontology annotation, biological process: negative regulation of gene expression. Lineage: Eukaryota; Metazoa; Chordata; Actinopteri; Beloniformes; Belonidae. The annotation marks the transcript as partial. Gene Ontology annotation, molecular function: NAD+ poly-ADP-ribosyltransferase activity; transcription corepressor activity.
GAGAAGGAGGAGGAGAGGGAGAACCGGACGCUGCAGGUGCUGCAGGUUCCUGCCGGCGUGGACGAGGAGCUGCUGAGUCUCUACUUUGAGAACCGUCGGCGUUCAGGAGGAGGACCGUUGGAGUCUCUGAGGACGGAGGACGGACGCACCGCGCUGCUGUUUGAGGAUGCUGAAGCGGCCUCCAGAGUUCUCUCCAGACGGCACGUCCUCCACGGCUCGGAGCUGACGGUCAGACGACCGCCCAGCAAGGACCGGCGGCGGCUGCUGCUGCGGGGAAUCAAACCCUCCACCAGCCUGGAGAUGGUGGAGCUGUACGUGGAGAACGUGGUGGUGGACGGGGAGGACUACACGCUGCACCGCCCCGCAGGAAGUGAUGUCGUCCUGGUGCAGCUCCGCCAGCCGCUCUCGCAAGAUUUCCAGUCUCUCAGCUCCAGGAUCUCCCGGAGACCCCUGGACGGGGUCCAGGUCCGUCUGGAGCGUCUGGACCGGCCCAGUUCCGUCCUGGUGCGGAACCUUACCCCCAGAACGUCGUACGACCUGCUAGCGCUGUACUUUGAGAGCGAGCGAGGGGGCGGAAACGUGGUGACGGAGGUGACGGGGGUGACGGGGGUGACGGAGGUGACGGAGCUCACGCAGGGAGCAGCCAAGGUGACCUUCGCCAGCGCUGACGCCGUGGACGCCGUCCUGGACCGCCUGCACCGGCUGAGCGGCGCCGACCUGGAGGUGACGGCGUACUUCCCCUUCCUGCUCCCCCCAGAGACAGAGACGUCCCCCCCAGAAACGUCCCCGGACCAACCGGACCCCCCAGAGACAGAGACGUCCCCCCAACAGACCUCCCCGGACUCUGAGACCCGGGAGGUUCUGGCAGAAACCUUGGACCCUCAGACCGAGCCGGGGCCUCCCCCAGCCCCAGACGCAGGCCCGGCGGGCCUGCAGGCGGGGCCUCCUCCAGCCCCAGACGCAGGCCCGGCGGGGCCUCCCUCAGCCCCAGACGCAGGCCCGGCGGGCCUGCAGGCGGGGCCUCCCUCAGCCCUGGGCCCCCAGCCAGCCUCAGAUCCACUUCCUGGGGGGGCGGGGCCGGUCCUGGAGCCAGACCCCCCACAGACGUCCCCGGACCCCCCAGAGACUCCAGAACCCCCACAGAUCCUGGUCCCCGUCCCAGACCCGGGCCCGCGGGCCCUGGUCCAGUCCGGAUCCUUCCAGAGCCUGGUCCUGGCGGGCCGGCCGGGCUGCAGCGUCCGGGCCAGCGAGGACGGCGUGUCGGUCACCGGGCCGGACAGACGGGAGGUGGAGCAGCUGGAACAGAAGGUCCUGGACCUGCUCGGGGCCGCCGUGGAGGCCCGGUUCCCCGUGGAGCCGGACCGGGCCCACUUCCUGCUGCGGGAGGACGUGAGGGCCCGGCUGCUGGAGGCCGUGGGGGGGGCCGCCCCGGACCCGGCCGUGUUCACCGUCUCCGACGGAGACGUGGUGGUGACGGCUCUGACCCGGGACUCGGCCGACCGGGCCUGGGCGGUUCUGCAGGACCAGGUGAGCGGGUUCCAGGUCCUGGUGGACGGGGGGGAACCCUGCAUGCUGCACUGCAGGGAGUGGACCCGGUUCCACCAGGCGCUGCCCCUGACCCGGGUGGAGGUGGGGGACCGGGUGGAGGUCCAGGUCCAGGUCCAGGUCCAGGUCCAGGUCCUGACCCUGAAGGGGCUGGAGCAGGACCGGCGGGCCUCCAUCCUGAAGUUCCUAGCCACGCCCCUGCAGCGGGAGACGGUGGUCGCCAUGGCGCCGGGAGUCCUCAAGUACCUGCAGAUCCACCAGCACCAGCUGCUGGCGGACAUGGACCAGGUGACCAUGGACCCCCUGGAGGGGGGCGGAGUCUCGGGGCUCAAGGUCCAGGGCCACGCCGUGGCGGUCCAGACGGCCGAGGAGUUCCUGCAGGACCUGGUCUCUGGCGUCUGCACCAAGACCAUCACGAUCCGGGCCCCGGGCGUGACCCGGUUCCUGCAGGAGGACGAGGACUGCAGGAACGUCCUGAAGGAGAUGGAGAAACGCUUCACCGUCUACAUCCACGCCAAGUGUGAGGCCUGGGAGCCGCUGGAGCAGCAGGACGUGUUCACCGUGGCCUGGCAGCUCAUGUCCCAGGAGAACUUCCAGAAGGUCGUCACGGACGGUUCUGCAGACUCAGCCCCGGUGGAUCAGAACAAAGGUCUCCUUCAGGAGGGCCAGAGACUCGUCUCAGCGGUGGAUUCGGACCAGAAACCGGUCUCUGAGGUUCCCCUGGAGGACCUGGAUCACCUGGACCUAUACAGCGCCGAGGAGCCCGGCAGCCUGCAGGUCCUCCAGGAACCAGAGGCCCCGGCCGGGGCCUCCGGGCCCCCCCCGGGUCAGGCCGGAGCCUCCGGGCCCGCCCCGGGUCAGACCAACGGAGGUCUGGGUCUCCUGGACGAGGAGGAGGCCCAGCUCUCUCUGGCCAUCCAGUACUCCCUGGACAUGAACCCGCGGUCCCUGGAGGACGAGGAGCAGCAGCUGCAGAAGGCCCUGGAACUGUCCAAGAGCCUGGUCCAGGUCCAGCAGGCCCCCCGGGACCAGCAGGACCACCAGGUGAAGGAGGACGGACACCGGUCCGUCCAGGAGCAGGUCCGGGCCGCCGGCCUCCUCCAGCUGGAGGUGUUUGCCGGCUACAGCUCCGACCUGCUGCGCUCCGACAUCGCCUUCACCAAGAAGGUGAAGCAGCGGCAGGUGGAGGAGAAGCUGGAGCAGCGCGGCGUCAGACACAUGAGCCGCUACCACCACAAGGUUCUGGAGGCGAUCCGGAGGAAGCACGGCGUGGAGCUGGAGAUCCAGGGAACCAUCAUCGCCGUCUCCGGCUUCAAGGACUACGUUAGCGGAGCGGUUAGCGACGUGAAGCUGCUGCUGGAGAGAAUCUCCGGGGCGGUCCCGGACCGGGAGGUGCUGAAGUCGGUGCAGUGGCUGCACCACGACCCCCCGUCCUCCGGGGGGGGCCCCGGGACCACCGCGGGGGUUCCCGGGGCCACCGCUGGGGCCCCCGGGGCCACCGCAGGGGUUCCCUACCCGCCCGAGGCCACGCUGCUUCUGGAGAACGCCUGGAGGACCAAGCUGGCCAGGAUGGACGUCACCUUCGACCACCAACCUCACACCGUCAGCUUUGAGAAGAUGGAGGAACACAACAUCACCACGGGGAAGACGGUGAAGAUCUCCAGGAGGCUACCGGAGCUGGGGGACGUCACGCAGGAUAUCCCAGAAGAAGAAUACUCUCUGCUGUCUCACCUGCCGGAGGCCACCAGGGUGGGGGAGGAGUCUGACGAGUUCCAGGAAGUCGUCAAGACUUUCUACGAGACGAUCAACGAGUAUCACAGCAAGAUCCGGAUCAUCCAGGUGGAGAAGCUGAUGAACCGUCUUCUCUACAACCAGUACAAGCUGAAAAAGGCCAGCGUUCUGCAACAGUCGUCGCACCCGCAGGUGGAGAGGACGCUGUACCACGGGACGGGCCAGGACUCCGUCAGGGAGAUCUGUGUCCACGGGUUCAACCGCAGCUUCUGUGGGAAAAACGCCACCGUCUACGGCCGGGGCGUGUACUUUGCCGUGAACUCGGCCCUGUCGGUCCAGGAUCAAUACUCGCCCCCGAACGCGGACGGGUACAAGUUCGUGCUGGUGUCGAAGGUUCUGACGGGCGACUUCACGCGGGGCGACCACGGCAUGAAGACUGCGCCGCUGAAGGAGACGGGCGCCGUGCCGCUGCGCUACGACAGCGUGACCGACGACAUCACCAAACCCUCCAUGUUCGUCAUCUUCAACGACACGCAGGCCUUUCCAGAAUACCUGAUCACCUGCCAACGGGUGCACCGCUGAUCAAUCAAUGAUCAC